Molecule: messenger RNA, 1203 nt
Organism: Fulvia fulva
Lineage: Eukaryota; Fungi; Ascomycota; Dothideomycetes; Mycosphaerellales; Mycosphaerellaceae
Product: Aorsin
Exons: 4
Coding region: 1-1203 (400 amino acids)
Biological process (GO): proteolysis
Molecular function (GO): serine-type endopeptidase activity; tripeptidyl-peptidase activity
Source: RefSeq, a predicted model, not a curated record
AUGAUGGCUCUUACGGAUGCACAACGCAAGACAGAUCAGUCCAUCGCAGCAGUCACUCACUGGCUUACCAGCAGCGGCAACAUCCACCCAGAUCGUAUCUCCCUGACCUCGAACAAAGCUUGGUUGGCUCUUAACGUCUCCGUGGCGGAAGCGGAGGACUUACUCCACACCAAGUAUUACUGGCAUGGCCCAGACGGCAACUUGGCAGGCUGUGAUGACUAUCGAAUUCCCCAGCACCUUGAGGAGCAUAUCGAUCUCAUAUCGCAACCACCUGUGGUUGGAUCCGCCAGGCUCGCCGUGAACAGCGCUUCCUCGACCGCCAACUGUUCCAACAGUGUCACUCAAGCUUGCCUUCAAGCUCUGUACCAGUUUGAGACACUUCCGAAGAAUGCACCUGUAUCUUCAGCAAAUCGCCUGGGUAUACUGCAGUUUGGCUACUACGCAAAGGAGGACCUGGACAGCUACUUCUCCCAAUUCGCUCCUUGGGUACCACAGGGCACUGAACCAAUCAACCAGGGUAUCAACGGUGGUUGCCCGUCGACCAACGUCUCCUGUGCAUCUGGGGAGACAGAGCUGGAUUUCGAGAUGUCUAUGCCCAUCAUCUACCCCCAGUCGACAGUGGACUACUCAAUAUACAACUACCACUACGCAGACGGCGGUACUGGCAGCUUCAACACCUGGCUUGAUGCACUAGAUGGAUCAUACUGUCACUACACUGCAUUCGGCGAGACUGGCGAUGACCCUGCGAUUGAUCCCGCUUAUCCCGACGCGAGCGGUUACAAUCAUCCUCAGCAAUGCGGUGUGUACAAACCUGCAAACGUGAUCCCCAUAGCUUGGGGCAAUGGCGAGCAAGUGUUACCCGCUUCUUACCAGCGGCGGAUGUGCAAUGAGUUCACGAAGCUUGGCAUGCAAGGCGUUGCUCUCUUGCAAGCGUCCGGAGAUUUCGGCGUGGCUCCGAAUCCAAGCAGUACCGACAGCGGCUGCCUCAAGGACGGCACGGUCUUCAAUGUCGAGUUCCCAAACUUGUGCCCGUACAUAACUUCCGUGGGUGGCACGCAGAUCGAGCCUGGCAAAACCGUCCACGACCCUGAAGGAGCCUACCAUGUCCCGACUAGUGAUCCUGCCAUCACGUAUGCUGGAGGCGGCGGAUUUUCCAAUCUAUGCACGGCCCCCGAUUAUCAGAAAUCAACCCUCGACGCUUAA